Molecule: messenger RNA, 2766 nt
Organism: Periconia digitata
Lineage: Eukaryota; Fungi; Ascomycota; Dothideomycetes; Pleosporales; Periconiaceae
Source: the annotation of a GenBank genome assembly
UGCUCAGAGCAGUACCGACACCUGUUCAACCUCACACAAGACCGCCUCAGUCACCGUUUCAACGCCAGUCAAGUGGCUUGCAUCGUGUUCAGUAGCUGUACAACCCUGGGUCUCCCGCUUCGUGCCCCACGCGAUGUAAUGAGAACAGACUGGUCAGAUCGUAAGCGAAUACAUCGUACGGUUCCCACGACGAAAUUGACGCCACGGCUCAUUAGGACUGUUACUCUUAGACAGCUGAGCAUGGUAUCGAGCCAUGGGAGAAAAUCUGACGUAGGUAUGCAGCAAAGACACUCUCAUCUGCUUGGAACUAGCGUGCUUGCAUCCCACUUCAAGCUUCCAGAAGAGCAUAUUAAUAGCUCAAGGACCACUUUUCCCUGUCAAACCAUAUACCGGAGAAUCAAGAUGAAAAAACGCCGAAGAUGCUACGGCAACCUGCAUUUCCCGCUGCCGGGUGAAUCCAUCGCUUCAUUUCCAUAUAUAUUGAUUUGAACCUACUGGUACCUAUGUGAUAGUCACAAGUGUAAGCUAGUGCUACUUCACGAUAUCAUCCGGUGUCAAGAUUAUAGGUAUUCCCUAGGUGUUAUCAUCGCUUACUUCUGCAACUAUCCGUGUGGGCUCGGAUGUAUCUAUCUUUCCAAUCAUCUCUUCUCGUCGAAAAGCUUCAAGAUGAACAACCGUGGAAUUAGGACUUUCAAUCCCAAUCACAGAACCGGCGGCCAUUGGAUACUCUUGCUUCUCUUCUCCACUGUUUUCGACUGUCUACUCGUCGCCAGCUCUCCAAAAUCUUCCAGUGAAUGGCGGCAUUCCACGCGUAGCUCACCGAGUCUUGAUGCCCGACAGUACAAGGGACUCUUCUCUGUGCUUGGUAUUGCUGGACUAGAAGAGCAGGACGGCACAGCGCAUCCGCGACUGGAGAUUCGCGAAUUAGAAAAAGAGAAAACGCUUUGGAGUGUGUUUAUUUUGGGAUUGCAACGCUUUCAAAACGCGAGUCAAAGCGACACACUCUCUUAUUUCCAAAUAGCUGGCGAGUACAAAAAAGUGCUUGAAUUGGUACUAACGAGAUUAUCUGCAGGAAUCCACGGCCGACCAUGGGUAGCUUGGGACAAUGUCGAAGGUAAUCCAAAUAGCCUGCAACAUGGUUACUGUCAACAUAGUAGCGCUUUAUUUCCCUCGUGGCACCGGCCCUAUCUUGCCCUAUUUGAAGUAUUGCACCCUUCACUAAACCACUUACUAUGUUUAUUAACGAAUAAAAUUCAGGAAAUGCUGUAUCUCAAUGCUCGUCAAGUCAUCUCCGAAUUUCCCGCAGGCACGCUGAAAGAUGACUAUAUAGCCGCACUACAUGAGCUUCGCCUCCCGUAUUGGGACUGGGCAGCCAUACCUCCGGUCGGCGAAGGUUCCCUUCCACACUCCCUUCAACAGCCAACUCUAACCAUUGAUGUUCCUGGUGGACCUACGGAAAUCGCCAAUCCACUUUACUCGUUCACCUUUCACUCCAUUCCGGACUGGGAAGCUGAAGAUGACGAGCGAUGGAAGAUGUGGCAACGUACUUUGAGGCAUCCCACAACACUAGACUCAAACGCAGUCAGUCAAAAUGCCAAGAUUGCAGGUAUGCUAGACGGGAACCGCCCUAGCAUGCAAACAAGAGUUUUUGGACUGUUGGCGUUGCAGCAUGAUUACCUGCCAAUGAGUAACAAGCUACAACCAGGCGAUAGCUUGGAGAGUAUACACGGGACGAUCCAUGAUAUGGUGGGAGGCGAUGGACAUAUGCUUUGGUUGCAGUACUCGGCUUAUGACCCCAUUUUUUGGCUGCAUCACACAAACGUUGAUCGCUUGAUUGCAAUUUGGCAAGAAUUGAAUCGCGAGAGCUGGCUGGCCACUGACUCCACCAACGAAGAAGCCUCCUUCGCGAUUUCAUCCGGCACAGUAGUAAAUGGAAAAACACCUCUCAAACCAUUUCGCAAAUCCGACUCCAGAAACGACUUCUGGACCUCAGAAGACGUCCGCGACUGGCGCGUCUUCGGCUACACAUACAACGACGUGCAGAACCUCACCGACCAAGACACACUCAUCAGCCGCGUCAACACCCUCUACGGACCCGAAGCUACCCCACGCUCCUACAAACCAUCCACCGUCGACUACUUCAACCAAACAUACGGUCCUUCUCCCCCUCCACCAAGCGUCCCUGCACCUCCGCCAUACCUGACGUCGCCGGAUAUAAAAACCACUGCCGCCCACACUAAUCCACCGAAGCUGCGAAAACUGAUGAUGAGAAAGCAUAUGAAGAGGAGUAUAGAACUCACAAACGCCCUGUCAUUCACCCACCGCAGGCAAUACACAAUCCACGUCUCCCUCUAUGCCUCCUCCAUCAAAGGCUCCCUCAAAUUCUACUUCUUUCUCGCUGAUCCAGUUUCCACGAACGUCGACUCGUGGGUCGAGGAGGCUGGUUUUGUGGGGUUUUCGAGUAUUCUUGCUACGACUUCUUCGUCUACUGUUUCGGAUGACGAUGAUAGUGAUUCUGGGUAUGAUGGUAAGAGUAGUGGAGGAAAGAUGUAUGGAGAUAGGGAUAAGAAGAAAGCUAAUACGAUCGUGCCGCUUACGGCGGCUUUGGAGGGAAAGAUCCGGGAGGGCGAGCUGCAGGGGUUGGAGGAGGAUGAUGUCAGGGGGUUUUUGGGGAGGAGGUUGAGGUGGAGAGUUGUCAUUGUGAGUUUUUCCAUUUUCUCGCCGCUUCUCAAAUGGGAAGUCUGAUAUCAUUUCUCCAUUUUUGUU